Molecule: messenger RNA, 1470 nt
Organism: Fusarium venenatum
Lineage: Eukaryota; Fungi; Ascomycota; Sordariomycetes; Hypocreales; Nectriaceae
Molecular function (GO): LPPG:FO 2-phospho-L-lactate transferase activity
Source: RefSeq, a predicted model, not a curated record
AUGGCUCACACUCCAUCUCAAUUAACCGUCAAUCUGGGUCUCCAGCUCCCAUACUCCCCCAGUGGAACCCCCCGCCCACCAUCAGUUACAGGCAUAGUUGUCUUUUCAGGCGGUAGCGCCGCCAACAAUCUCGUCGAUGUCUUCGAGAGCGUUCGAGAAGCGAAUCAGUGCACCCUCAGUUACGUGAUCCCCAUCUCUGAUAACGGAGGUAGCAGUAGUGAGAUCAUUCGCGUCUUUGGUGGACCAGGUAUCGGAGAUGUUAGAUCUCGUCUCGUUCGCCUGAUCCCAGACGACAACGGAAACCCCGAGACCGUUGCUAUCAAGCAUUUCUUCAAUCACCGCCUUCCCAAGAACUACGCCAUUGCUAGAUCGGAAUGGUUUGAGAUUCUAGAAGCUACUCAUCCACUGUGGGACGACAUCUCAUCGCCCAAGCGGGAACUCAUCCGAUCUUACCUCAACAGCUUCAACCUCGAAGUUGUGAAGCGCAUGAAACCGAGCAGUCGCUUUGACUAUUCUGGCGCCAGUAUUGGAAACCUUUUUCUUACCGGUGCUCGUCUAUUUACCGGUAGCUUUGAAGCUGCCAUUUAUCUCUUGAGUUCUAUCUGCUCUGUGCCGGAUAGAAUAGCUGUCCUUCCGGCUCUCAACACUAACUUUGCGAGCCACAUUGCUGCCAGCCUUGAGGAUGGUACCAUAAUUACUGGUCAAAAUGACAUUUCUCAUCCAAGUGCUCCCACGGCUGCCGUACCGGGGACAUCAGCUGGCGUGCAUAGUCCGUCUGUGUCGCGACAAGGACCAUGGCAUCACGAUCAUCACCACGUAGAGGAUGCAAACUUACCCGGUACAUUACCUGCGCUGCGACGACCAGCGAUUGCAUUCUCAAAGGAACAAGAGGAAGACCUACCGGCCCGAAUCUCGCGACUAUGGUACAUUAAUCCAUACGGUGAAGAGAUCAAGAUGCCCGCCAACCCAAGAGUCUUGGACGCCCUCGGAUCCGUGCACAGCGUAGUAUACAGCAUCGGAUCUUUAUUCACGUCGCUCAUCCCCAGUCUUGUUCUGCGCGGUGUAGGAGACGCCAUCACGAGUCCGCACGUGCGCAACAAGAUUCUCAUUCUCAACGGCACCACCGACCGAGAGACAGGUCCUUCUACGGCGCCGUUUACAGGAUUGGACUUUGUCGGGGCAAUUGCAAAUGCUCUCGCCGACUCACGCGGUCUACCGAAGCCUUCAGUGGAAGAUUAUAACCAGUACGUGUCGCAUGUGAUUUACAUCGAAGGUCCGACGUCGCCCAAGGUGGACAAGCAGCAAUUUGGACAGCUGGGCAUCGACGCGACACGGUUGUACGGACCCAAGGAUGAGAAGGGACGUGGUGGAAGGUAUGAUGCCAAGGCUUUAACACAAGCUCUUGAGACUAUCAUCGGGAGAAAGGAUGCUCGGUCGGAUAGAAGUCGACGUAAUACUCUUGUGGGCUGA